Phlebotomus papatasi is the source of this 1238-nucleotide messenger RNA. RefSeq lists its product as uncharacterized. Gene Ontology annotation, molecular function: adenosine kinase activity. Gene Ontology annotation, cellular component: cytosol; nucleus. The transcript is spliced from 4 exons. The record is from RefSeq and is a predicted model, not a curated record. NCBI's taxonomy places the organism in Eukaryota, Metazoa, Arthropoda, Insecta, Diptera, Psychodidae. Gene Ontology annotation, biological process: purine ribonucleoside salvage. Bases 167 to 1165 code for a protein of 332 amino acids.
UGUCACCCUGAGAAGUGACAGUUUGUCCCGCUUCAAAAAAACAAGCGAUGUGCUAGUCGCCGAAUUUGUUUUUUUUUCUUUGUAAAUUUGCACUUAAUACUUACAAUAACUGCCUUUUCUUGUUCGAGAAUCUUCAAUUUUUCCUCCACCAUCCAAAUCAAGUAAAAUGGUGACUCUCGUGGCAUUUGGCAAUCCAAUCCUGGACAUGAGUAUUGCAGUGGAUGAUGAGAGUAUUCGAAUGAAGUACAAUUUGAAGGCAAAUGAUCAACUGGAGAUUCCAAUUGAGACACUUAUGGCAGUCAAAAAGGAUGCUGAGGAAAGGUACCAAAAAACUGUCCAAUUCAAUCCAGGGGGUUCUUCUCUGAACACCUGCCGCAUUUUGAGAGCUCUUGGGGAGGAGAAUGUUCUCUUCUGUGGAUCUGUUGGAAAGGAUGUCAAUGGAGAGAAACUUCUAAAGCUCAUACAAGAGAGUGCAGUUAAAAAUUGCAUUCAAAGGCUCGAAGGAUGCUCUACAGCUGUUUGCUUGUGUCUCAUUGAGGGCUCCAAUCGGUGUUUAAUUGCAAAUAUUGGUGCAGCUUUUAGGAUUGAGUUGUCCUGGUUGAGUUCAGAAGCUUUUGAUGAAGUAUGCCUAGCCAGGAUUUUUUACAUUGAAGGAUAUUUUGUUCCUGAAAGAUUUCAUAUUUGCCAGUGGCUUGUGGAGAAAAUAGGAAAGACUGGAAAGUUGGCUAUUAAUCUCAAUGCCAAGUACAUUGUUGAGAGUCUCAAAGAGGAAUUCAAAUUCCUUUUAAAAGCUUGUGAUCUAAUUUUUGGUAAUACUAGUGAAUUUUCUACAUUGAUUAAGGUUUCCGGAUACACAUCCUUAACUUCAUGUGUGGAUUUAAUUGCCAAAGACACUGAUAAAGACAAAAUACUGGUGAUAACUGAUGGAGAACAUCCAGUCAAAUUAAUAGAAAUUAAGAAUAAAGUAGUAAAAUUGCAAGAAAUCCAAGUGGAAAAAGUAGAUAAUGUUCAAGAUACAACUGGAGCUGGAGAUGCUUUUGUGGCAGGAUUCUUCUUUGCCUACAUCCGUGACAGGAGUCCUUGGGAAUGUGUCCAGGAGGGAAUAAGUGUGGCUAGAAGAACUAUUACUCAAAUUGGAUGCUAUUUACCCGAAAUGCGAAAGUAGUGAGCAAAAAGAAAAAAACAUUCAUCUCAAAUUUGCCUGAUUCAGGGAUUUAAUAAAAUAUUCAGAGGGUUCA